AUGCAAAAAAAAGAAGAGUAAACAUAAAAGAGAUCAUCAUCUAUUUUCAACAACAUAAUGUGGAUUUUAGUAGGAGUUCUAUUAGCCUACAAUAUUAAAUUAUAUUUUGAUCGUACUUCUUAGGUCUAAUAUGAAAUUAAAGGAAAUGGUAUUAUUUAUGUAUUCAUAAUCAGAAAUCAUUAUGCAAAAUAAUGGCUUAAAUUUGUAAAACUUAUAACUUUCCUCACUUUCAAAAGUCCUUUCUUAAAAUCCAUAGACAACUAAAUUAGAUGCAUAAUUAUCAAUUAAUUAAAUUACUGAUUUUAGAGAUUUCUUUGCUAGUUUAGAGAAUCUAAAUAAUCUAAAUGAAUGUAAGAAUAAUUAAAUAUUUAUUAUAGUAUCACUUUUUAUUGGCCACAAUCCAAUUUUAAAUGAAUAAUAAUAGGCUUAAUCAUUGAAUUAAGCAUUAGCUAAACUCACAAAAUUAAAUACAUUAAAUUUAGGAUUAGAAUCUUUAUUCAAUUAUUAAAGUAGAGAAAUAAUUUUUAAGGGAUUAACUAAUAUUUCUGGAUUGACUUCAUUACAUGUAUCUCUAAUUAAUUGUGAUUUAUCUGGAGAUGGAUUGAAAUCACUUUAUCCAUUGACAGAAUUAAGAAAUUUAAAGUUUUUAGAACUUUUAUUAGUUGGUAGUAAAUUAAAAGAAGAAGAAAUGAAACAUUUAUAAACAAUUUUGCAUAAAUUACCAAAAUUAAACAAAUUAAAUCUUAAUCUAUAUGCAAAUAAAAUAUAAAUUGAUGGAGCAGUUACUUUGAGUGGAGGAUUAUUUUAAUAAAGAUAAUUGAAAGAAUUUGGAAUUGAUCUAUAUUUUAAUAAUAUUACAGCAAAUGGAACAGAAAGUUUAAUGGGAGUUGUAGGUACUAUGGAAAAUUUGACAUCUUUAAAUUUAGGUUUGGAAUUUAAUUAUAUAACUAAUGAUGGAGGUAGAUAAGUUGGAAAAGCAUUAGAAUAAUUAAAGAAACUUAAAGAUUUAUCUGUAAAUGUUGCUUCCAAGAAUUUUGGUUGGGAUGGUUAUGAAUCAGUUGUAAGUGCAAUUGAAAAAUUACCACCUUUGGAAAAUUUAGAAUUGAUAAUUGGAGUCAAUAAAUGUGGAUUACCAGGAGCAGAAUUAUUAAAAUAAACUUUAUUUAAACAUGAUAAAUUAAAAUCAUUGAAAAUUAAUUUCCUUGAAAAUUAUAUAGGUGAUGCAGGAGCAACAUUUAUUGCUGAAGGAAUUCAAUAUUAAAAAAAUUUAUAAUAAUUAAGUGUCAAUAUGAAUUUCAAUUCAUUAUCUGAUAGAGGUGCUCUUGAAUUAGCUAGAGCUGUCAAAAAUGCUAAAUCACCAAAAGUAUAUAUAUAUAUUUUAUUAUAUUUAGAUAGUCGACUUAAGAGUAAGUUAAAAUUAAAUUACUGAUAAGGGAAUCAAAGAUAUAUUUUUACUUUUAGAAUAAUCUCUCCCAAAAGUUGAUUAAUUGGAAGUAGAAUUAUUAAAUACUGCUCUUACAAAUGCAACAAGAGAUGAUAUUGAACUGAAAUAUGGAAAAGUUGAAAAAUUGUAAAUUAAAUUAAAUACAAUCCCACCAAGUAAUUGGGAAUGA
Molecule: messenger RNA, 1613 nt
Organism: Paramecium pentaurelia
Lineage: Eukaryota; Ciliophora; Oligohymenophorea; Peniculida; Parameciidae
Source: the annotation of a GenBank genome assembly